AUGGUAUUUCUACUAAAACCAGGAUUGAAGGUACUUGGUGGUAGCUCCCUCAGAUCCGGCCUGCUAGGGUGCUCUAGAACUAAUGCUAGAUGUAUAUCAUUGAAACCCGACUUUUCUAAAUUGAAAUUGAAUCCACCACCUCCAGGUGGUGUUGAAGGUACCGUAAAUGAUGCAUUCAAACCACCAGUUCAAGAUCCCAGCGAAGGUUCAUUUCAUUGGGACUAUGAGCGAAUCGCAGCAGUCUCUUUGCUGCCUCUAGUUACAGUACCGCUGUACAUCGGUAUAACAGGCGGCAUAGUUCCACCAAUAUUGGAUGCUUCAUUGUGUUCUAUUCUAUUAAUCCAUGUGCAAUACGGCUUAACCAGUUGUAUUAUUGAUUAUAUACCAAUGAGAAAAUUUAGAAUAUGGCAUAAUUUGGCAAUGUACCUUCUGUAUGGUGGAACUGCUGUGGGACUUUAUGGAGUAUAUCAAUUGGAGACUGAAAACAAUGGGAUUGUUGAUCUUAUUAGAAGACUUUGGACUGGUGAUGAUUCGAACGUUUACAUUUUUAACAGGUGA
Messenger RNA from Zygosaccharomyces rouxii, 558 nucleotides. It is a transcript of the gene TIM18, whose product is annotated as Tim18p. Gene Ontology annotation, molecular function: transmembrane protein transporter activity. The record is from RefSeq and is a predicted model, not a curated record. Gene Ontology annotation, cellular component: membrane; mitochondrial envelope; TIM22 mitochondrial import inner membrane insertion complex. NCBI's taxonomy places the organism in Eukaryota, Fungi, Ascomycota, Saccharomycetes, Saccharomycetales, Saccharomycetaceae. Gene Ontology annotation, biological process: protein insertion into mitochondrial inner membrane. The transcript has a single exon. The coding region runs from base 1 to 558 and encodes 185 amino acids.